Molecule: messenger RNA, 1368 nt
Organism: Oikopleura dioica
Lineage: Eukaryota; Metazoa; Chordata; Appendicularia; Copelata; Oikopleuridae
Source: the annotation of a GenBank genome assembly
AUGAAGAGUCAAAAUGCAGAGCCGCCAGAGGAAUAUAAAUUACCUUCAGAGUCAGAAGACUCGAACGACGAAGCUCCACCUUCGGACCAACCGGAAAGCCCGCCAAACGAGAGCCAAAUUGACUCGAAGAAUCCUCAGCAAGGGCAAGGCACUAGCGUGAACCUGGAGAGACUCAAAGGGCUCGUUUGGGACAUCCAAAACAGCCUCAACACAAACGCUUCCAUCCCACCAAAAAGAAUCUUAUGCUACGGCGAGACGCUGGAUGACAAGAUCAAUAAUCUAGCAACAGAAGCUGCCAAAAUCAUCUCUGAGUCCCAAGAGGCCUCAAAAAUUAUGAAAACGAUCCUCCAAGAAGCCGAGCAUGAGGGUCUCCAGGGAAUCCAACUGCUAGACGCCUUCCAAACCAUUGCCAUAAUCGCGCACAGCCCAUCCAUAGGAAUCAACCGAAGACUAGCGUCCACAAACAAGGUGGAGCUAGAGACGAUUCAAGACACGCUGGAACUGACAGUCAGACCUGUAGUGGAGAAGCUUAUGAAGCAAGUCCACGCUUCUAGCGUCUACAAUUCGGCGGAAAUAACCUUCUGGGCCAAAAUGAUGGAGCCACUGGAAAGAGACUCAGUUUCAAAAGAUGAUCUUCGGAAGCUAGAAGAGGCCGCGGCUUGGAUCUUGGGAAGGCUCUGGAAUGAAUCUGCAGAAGCCAUCUUCAGAAUGAUCUUAGCGAGAUGCAAGCCACCAGAAAACCUCAACUCUCGAGCAUCACCAAGAAUGACGCUCAUAGCUCACAUUUGGAACAUCAGAUUCAAAAAGAUUCUAGAGUUGAGCCCGGACAAAAGACACGCUUCCUUCGCGAACGAAAGACAACUCAGCAUCUCCAUCGCCAACUCAAUAUUUGGAGAAAUCCUUUUCCAGAUAACGAACACGCGAUGCAUCUUUCCAAGACUCCUAUCAAGUGCAGCAAGAUCAGCAUGGACCCACCUUAACACGCUUUGCGGAGCAUCGAAUCCCAUCAGUCUGACGCUCAAAGAGUUCUUAACGAACAUUGACUCGAAUCAAGAUUACACGGCCUGGGACGCAAUCCGUACGCUGCGCAGAAUCUGGCCACCGAGAGAUUGCAUCGCUGAUGCUGAAUAUAGAGCCCUCAAUCUCAACGACAUCGACAACCGCCUCGAAAGAGGACUCGAAGAUCCAUCCUCACUUUACGGCACCACAUACGAGAAACUCUUCUGGAAAAUCCCGAUUCCGAGAAGCUAUGAGUCCGCCCGCACAACCGCGGGAUUCAAACGAAAGAGAGCAAACGAAGAAGACGAAGAGCUGGAAAACAAUCGAAUCAGAGAUGCAGGCCAUGGCGAGCAAAGGGAUCUUCAAUAA